CUUCAGUUGCUUCGAGAGUGGAGUGCCAGUGUUUUUUUUUCCUCCUGCUCCUGCCUCUUGCAGGAUUUUUCAUGUGACUCUUUUUCUAGUUCUUCUGCAAGUGUUGAGUGUGAAAAUGGCAAUUUUUAGUGUCUUAAGACUCCCUCUUACCUUGAGAACUGCUUAUUGUGGGAAAUCAGUGUUGAAUAAUCCCAGACUUUUCUCUUCCCAUGCCAAGUUCGCGGAGCACAAGCCGCUGGAGAAGAUUAGGAAUAUUGGGAUAUCUGCCCACAUUGACAGUGGAAAAACGACACUCACUGAGAGGAUUCUCUACUACACCGGCCGGAUAGAGACUAUGCAUGAGGUAAAAGGGAAAGACAAUGUGGGAGCCACUAUGGACUCGAUGGAGCUUGAGAGACAACGGGGGAUUACCAUUCAGUCUGCAGCCACUUAUACCAUCUGGAAGGAACACAAUAUUAACAUAAUUGACACUCCUGGUCAUGUGGACUUUACUGUGGAAGUUGAGAGGGCACUUCGUGUUCUGGAUGGAGCAAUUCUUGUUCUGUGCGCUGUAGGUGGAGUUCAGAGUCAAACACUGACGGUCAAUAGGCAAAUGAAGCGAUACAACGUUCCCUGUCUGGCAUUCAUCAAUAAACUAGAUCGAAUGGGAGCAAAUCCAAACCGUGUCCUGCAUCAGAUGCGUUCCAAAUUGAAUCACAAUGCCGCUUUCCUGCAGCUUCCCAUUGGCCUUGAAUCUGAUUCUGAGGGAGUUGUUGAUCUUAUAAGGAACGAAGCUAUCUACUUUGAGGGAGACUUUGGAAUGAAGAUCAGAAGAGAUGAAGUCCCUCAAGAGAUGAGGGCAGAAGCUGGUGAUAGACGGCAGGAAUUGAUUGAACAUUUAUCAAAUGUGGAUGACACUCUCGGAGAGCUCUUCCUGGAGGACAAAGGAUUGACCAUUGAGGACAUAAUGGGAGCAAUUCGGAGAUCAUGCCUCAAGAGGAAGUUCACGCCUGUUCUCAUGGGUACUGCACUCAAGAAUAAAGGUGUUCAGCCCUUGCUGGAUGCAGUCCUGGACUAUCUUCCAAAUCCCGGUGAAGUGGAGAAUACAGCUCUGGUGGAGGAGGAAGGAAAGCCCACUGAGAAAAUUGUUCUAAAUUCAGCCAGGAGCGAUUCCAAUCCUUUCGUAGGAUUAGCUUUCAAACUAGAAGCUGGAAGAUUUGGUCAGUUGACCUAUUUGAGGUGCUAUCAGGGAAUGUUAAAGAAAGGAGAUAAUAUCUACAACACGAGGACCAACAAGAAAGUUAGGAUUGCUAGGCUAGUUCGUUUGCAUUCAAAUCAAAUGGAAGAUGUAAAUGAAGUUUUUGCCGGAGAUAUCUUUGCUCUCUUUGGCGUCGAUUGUGCCAGUGGUGACACUUUUGUGGUCAAUCCAAAGCUCCCACUCUCAAUGGAAUCUAUCUAUGUUCCUGAUCCCGUUGUGGCUAUGUCAAUUGUGCCCAAUAAUACCAAGGAUCGGGACAAUUUUUCAAAAGCCAUUGCCAGAUUCACCAAGGAGGAUCCUACAUUCCAUUUUCACUACGAUCCCGAUAUCAAGGAGACCCUAGUCUCAGGCAUGGGAGAACUUCAUCUCGAGAUCUAUGCACAACGCAUGGAACGCGAGUAUGGGUGUCCAGUGACACUGGGGAAGCCCAAAGUGGCUUUCAGAGAAACCCUAGUGGCUCCUUGUCCCUUUGACUAUCUCCAUAAGAAGCAAUCAGGUGGCCAAGGGCAAUACGGAAGGGUUACGGGAAUACUGGAACCCCUUCCUCCAACGAAUAAUACAGUCCUGGAAUUUGUGGAUGAGACAAUUGGCACGAAUGUGCCCAAGCAAUAUAUACCAGGAAUAGAGAAGGGCUUUAGGGCAAUGGCAGAGAAAGGCUUGCUCACAGGUCAUCGGUUGUCUGGUAUAAAAUUCCGCCUUCAGGAUGGUGCCCAUCAUAUGGUGGAUUCCAGUGAAUAUUCCUUUUUCCUGGCCGCCCAAGGAGCUGUACGGGAAGUUUUUGAAAAUGGCGCCUGGCAGAUCCUAGAACCCAUUAUGUCGGUGGAAGUGACAGCUCCUGAAGAAUUCCAGGGAGCCAUCCUUGGUCAGUUGAGUAAACGCCAUGGAAUCAUCACUGGAACAGAUGGGAAUGAGGGAUGGUUCACCACAUACGCUGAGGUUCCCCUGAAUGACAUGUUUGGCUAUGCGGGUGAAUUGCGAUCUAGCACUCAGGGAAAGGGUGAAUUUACAAUGGAAUACUCACGAUAUUCUCCUUGUCUGCCGGAGUUGCAGGAAAAACUCAUUCAGGAAUAUCAACGAUCACAGGGCAUUGUAGUAGAUGAGAGGAAAAAGAAGAAGAACUAAAUGUUUUUAGUGUAUAUUAAUUAUUAAAUGAAUUCUUUAAAUAAAUUAUUUUAAUGAAGUA
This is a messenger RNA of Phlebotomus papatasi, 2420 nucleotides long. RefSeq names its product elongation factor G, mitochondrial-like. Gene Ontology annotation, cellular component: mitochondrion. The transcript is spliced from 3 exons. NCBI's taxonomy places the organism in Eukaryota, Metazoa, Arthropoda, Insecta, Diptera, Psychodidae. Gene Ontology annotation, molecular function: GTPase activity; translation elongation factor activity; GTP binding. The coding region runs from base 116 to 2359 and encodes 747 amino acids. The record is from RefSeq and is a predicted model, not a curated record. Gene Ontology annotation, biological process: mitochondrial translational elongation.